Molecule: messenger RNA, 1744 nt
Organism: Paramecium sonneborni
Lineage: Eukaryota; Ciliophora; Oligohymenophorea; Peniculida; Parameciidae
Source: the annotation of a GenBank genome assembly
AUGAAUUAAAAACUUUGGAUCCAAAUUCCUAAAGAAAUAAAAUUGAAAAAUGAAAAACCCAUCUUGAAAUCUGAAUUCUUAAAACUGAAGAAAAACAAACCAAUAAUCUUAUAUGGAUACGAUCAAUAUAUUCUUCUUGCUAAAGUAAUUAUGAUUUCUAAUAUUUAUAAAUAGAAACCUGAUUAGCCUUAUAAAUAUUUGAAACUUGAUUUUGAGACUAAAUUUGAAAUCAUAAGAACUUCUGUAUAAAAAAAAGAUGAGGAAGAUGAUUCUCUAGGUUAAAUAAUUGGAAUGAAUUUAAUGAGAGAUUUUGGUUAAGCAGAAUAUCCUACCUAUCAAUUAUAAGGGAAUGAAAAAGUAAUAGUUUAAUGGAGGGAAUUUUUAUAAUCAAGAAUAAAUUAAUGGCAGUUUCAUUAACUAUUUAGAGUAUUCAAAAAAAUUGGAAAAGGAAAUUUUGCAUCUGUAAACCAUCAUAGUAUUUCUUAGGUUUAUUUGGCUGAAAGAAUUGAAGAUGGUGUUUAAAUGGCAAUCAAAGCCUUUUCAAAAUAAGCUGCAUAUGCUGAAGAAAACGGGAAAGAGGCUAUUGUAAAUGAACUGUCAAUAAUGAGAAAAUUAUGUCAUCCUCAUUUAAUGAGAAUGUACGAAAUCUAUGAAACCAAUAAUUCAUUAUAUGUUGGAUUAGAAAUGCUCUAAGGGGGAUCGCUAUAUGAUUUGAUUAAGGAAAAAGCAAUUCUCUCAAUAAAAUAAAUACAAUAAAUCUUAGUUGGAAUUUUAUAAGGAUUGUGUCAUAUGCAUUAAAAAGAAAUUAUGCACAGGGAUUUGAAAUUAGAAAAUAUUUUAUUUAAAUAAUCAAAGUAUUUUAUUUAUUAAAAUGUAGAAAAAUGGAUUCGGUUGUUGUUGCUGAUUUUGGAUUAGCUACUUAUGUAAAUGAACCUAUUUAUUUAUAUUGCAGAUGUGGUACACCAGGAUACGUUGCUCCAGAAGUCAUUAAUAUGAAAGAUAUGAAAGGUCACUAUAGUUCAGUUUGUGAUAUAUAUAGUCUUGGUCUGGUGUUUUACUUAUUAAUAACUGGCAAACAACCAUUUCCUGGAAAAAGUUAUGCAACAGUUGUUAAAUAAAAUAGAGAAGCCAAUAUUGAUUUUUCAAUUAAGCAAUUAUAGAAUGCUCCUAAUCCUGCUAUAGAUCUUCUCAGAAAAAUGCUUGAGAAAGAUCCUUAAAAAAGAAUAACAGCUAAUUAAUGUUUGAUGCAUCCAUUUUUAUAAGAAAUGAAUUAAAUUAUGAUUGAAGACAAUUAAAAUGAUUUUAUAGAAGAAGGAGAUGAAAGUGAUUUAAGUUCAAGAAUGAAUGCAUUGAAUGAAGAGUAUGUUUUAUUUCUAUAAAAGAUCGGUUAAAUUCGAAGCCUUUAGGAAGAAUUAAUUAAUUAAUUCACCUUAAUCUUCUCCAGGAGUCUUAGCUACUAAAUAACUCAAAUAAUAAAAGAAUAUUGAUUCUUAAAAUUCCUUAUAAAUGAAUUCACCACUAUUUACUGGAAAAACAGAUAGUGUCGAUUCGAUUCCAAAUAUUUCACUUUCUUAAACUAAACAAUAAAAUUCUCCUUUUUAAGCCUCCCCUAUGAUUAAACCUUCUCGCUUCAAAUAGUAUAAUUACAUAAUUGAUAUCUUUUAGAUAAAUCCCACAAUAAUUAUAGCAAUAAGAUAACCCAUUAUUAAAGUACACCAAUAAAAAGGAAUGAAUUAGUUGUAAU